AUGCGCUACACGUCUAUUCUGGGCGCCGCGGCAUUUCUCGCCACGGCCGCGCAUGCCGUGGACAUCGUCUCCCCGGUACUCGACAAAGUCAACGAAGUAUUCUCCAGCGAGCCUGAGCUACUUGCUGUCGCCGAGUUUCCGGAAAGCAACCCCUUCGGCCAUGUUGUGAAUGGCGAGCAGAACCGGAUGGACCUGCGCAUCGAGAACUCUUCAGGCAAGAACGUCACUCUGCUCACCAUUGCUGGUGGAUUCUACGGCCCGCAAGAUAACCUCAUCAAGCCUGCAAGUUCUGCUCGUCUUCGUAACUUGACGUAUGGUCUGAACCUCGUGGACGGCAUCAAGCUCUCGCUCCCGUACCAGUUCCACAGCGAGCUGAAGACGGGCGAGGUGAAGCUCAAGAUCGAGCUUGAGCACUUGACCGAGGGUAUCCGUUACCGCAUUCCGGUCUACGACAGCGUCGUGACAGUCGUCGAGCCUGAAAUCUCCGCCUUCGACAUCAAGAUGCUCUCGACAUACAUCAUGGUCCUCUCCCUCCUCGGCGCCGGCGGCUACUUCGCCUACCUGACUUUCGUCCCCCAACCCAAGCAGAAGCGUCGUGGCGCCGCCUCGGCACCUGUCUCCGAGCCCGUUGCCGUCACCGCUACCGGUGCAGGCGGAUACCAGGAGGAGUGGAUUCCCGAGCACCAUCUCAAGAAGACGAAAGCUGGCAAGAAGGCUGGAGCACUUAGCAGUGGCGAUGAGUUGAGCGGUGGUGAGACUAGCGGCGCGGAGGGAAAGAGGAGGAAGGCCCGCAAGUAG
Peniophora sp. CBMAI 1063 is the source of this 798-nucleotide messenger RNA. Lineage: Eukaryota; Fungi; Basidiomycota; Agaricomycetes; Russulales; Peniophoraceae. The record is from the annotation of a GenBank genome assembly.